Messenger RNA from Boleophthalmus pectinirostris (great blue-spotted mudskipper), 1966 nucleotides. It is a transcript of the gene naxd, whose product is annotated as NAD(P)HX dehydratase. Gene Ontology annotation, biological process: metabolite repair. The record is from RefSeq and is a predicted model, not a curated record. Gene Ontology annotation, molecular function: ATP-dependent NAD(P)H-hydrate dehydratase activity. The coding region runs from base 81 to 1931 and encodes 616 amino acids. Lineage: Eukaryota; Metazoa; Chordata; Actinopteri; Gobiiformes; Gobiidae. The transcript has 11 exons.
AGGGCACCAGCGGAUUUGAUAGCUAAAGCUAGCGGCUAAAAGCUGACCUAAAUCAAAAAUAAGCUUAGUGUGGGUCAGACAUGCACUCAAACACCACGCGGGGGUUCUUGUGGUCGGACGUGGAGACGAGGACCUUGUUGAACAUCUGGGGGGAGCAGGACAUCCAGACAGCGCUGGAUGGGAGCUUUCGGAACAGUUUCGUUUAUCGCGACGUAGCGUGUAGACUGGCGGCGAUGGGUUUUGACAGGACCCCGGAGCAAUGCAGGGUACGGAUUAAAAGCCUCAAGAGGCAAUUUUUACUGGCUAAAGAGGGCAACUUACGCAACAGUGGACAGUAUCACAAAAUCUGUAAAUUCUAUGACAUUAUGGAAGGCAUCCUGAGCAAUCGUCCAACUUCAAACCCACCAGACAUGUUAGAAUUUGGACCCGGAGAAGAGGAAGCUGGGGAUGGGCUCGAUGAAGAGGGAGAGGAUGCUCAAGAAUCUGAAAAUACUGAGGACUCUCAUUGUCCUCCUGAGACUCAAGUCAAGUUGGAGUAUGGCAGCACACCAAGCCCUGUUCCUGUUAAAGUAAUAGUGAACAGAAGUAGUGCCACUGUAAAUCCUCAGUCUAGCAGUCAUAGAGGAAACACUUUGCCUGCUCGAACACCCAAGCGACCCCGGAGACGCCGAACUAACUUUCCCCUGGAGAAACUUCUGGAACAGUUUCUGGAGCAGAGUGCCCAGGCAGAGGAGAACUUCUAUCGAGUGGAGGAGCAGCGUUUAAAGGCAGAAGAUUGCAGGAGAGAGGCUGAACAUGGCCGAGAGAUGCACAUGUUCCAGAUGUUGGGACAGAUGUUUACCAGUAUCUCCUCAACCAGACCAUGUUCUUCUUCCACUCCUGCUACAUGUACAGACAAUCAGCCUAGUCAUAUCAGAGGCACUUCAACACAAGGGGAGUCUUUCAGGCCGCACAAUCCAAACCAAGAUUUACAGCAUUUAGGAGUGUUUGAGCGUUUCUACAGUUUAAGCUCUAAAUCCCACCACAGAAUGGAUGAUGACAUUCUUGCACUGGUUAAAAGAACAAUCCCUCCACUAACAUCCAAGAAGCAUAAAGGACAAGAUGGACGGAUUGGAAUCAUCGGAGGAUGCCAAGAGUACACUGGAGCACCUUAUUUUGCUGCAAUUUCUGCACUGAAAGCGGGGGCUGAUUUGGCCCAUGUGUUUUGCACUAAAGAGGCUGCACCAGUCAUUAAAUCAUACAGCCCUGAAUUGAUUGUUCACCCAGUCUUAGACCGUUCAAAUGCCUUAGAAGAAAUAGAAAAAUGGCUUCCAAGGCUACACAGUGUUGUGGUGGGACCAGGCCUUGGGAGAGAUGAUCAUAUACUUCAAACAGCUAAGGAAAUCAUAAUUAAGUCAAAAACUAGAGACAUUCCUAUCGUCAUAGAUGCAGAUGGAUUGUGGCUAAUUACACAGCAGCCAUCUAUUAUCCAAGGUUAUCAGAAGAGCAUCCUUACACCGAACAUUAUGGAGUUUACUAGACUGUACGAUGUGUUGGUGCAUGGAUCUAUGAACACCAGUGACCUCAAAUUCAGUGUCACACAGUUAAGCAUCGCAAUGGGGAACCUCACUGUAGUGUUAAAAGGAGAACAUGAUCUGAUUACAGAUGGAAGCAAAGUUAUUUCCUGCAGCACUGAAGGAAGUGGCCGGCGUUGCGGUGGACAAGGUGAUCUUCUUUCUGGAUCUAUGGGAGUGAUGGCACAUUGGGCCCAUAGUGCUUCCGUUGCUGAAAUCUUUAGAGGUAUGAAUCCAUCAGUGGUUGCAGCAUAUGGGGCUUGUUCUCUUACCAGACAGUGCAACAAUCAAGCAUUUCAGAGAAAUGGCAGAUCUACCACUACAUCAGAUAUGAUUCAGGAGAUCGGCUCUGCUUUCAAAAAGUUAUUUGAAAGUUAAAAAGUAACGUAAAUAAAGUUUGGGUUAUUCUAUUA